GCGAAAAGUCUGGUCAUCUGCAGAGCGAAAAGUCUGGUCGUCUGCAGCUGCUUUGGAAAGAGGGGGAUCAGGAGAGAGGGAGGAGAGGAGAGAGAAAGAAAUUGACAGGAAGCCACCUCAUUAAACACUGACAGUGUGUCAAAGACAAAGAAGAGGAGAAAGAGUGUGUCCAGAAGAACACGGCAACACCAUAUGUUGGUCUUAAAAGUGGAAGAGCAAGCAGAAAGAGGGUGAUCUGUUACUUUUAAAGAGGAAAGCAUAAAGUAAAAAGAAACUUUCUGUGGAAAAGUAAGAGAUCAUGUCGACACUGCCGGCAGAGACAGGCCCUGAGGAUGCCAAUAACAAGAGUUUCUGGAUGCCAGGGAACUACCACCAGACAGUGAAGCGGACCGAGGAUGCCUUCCAGGCAUGUAAUGACAUAGUGGCAUGUUUCCAGGAGAGGGCCAGGGUUGAGAGGCAGUAUGCUCAGCAACUUAGCGAGUGGAGUAACAAGUGGAAACCUUUAGUGGAUGCCAGUCCUCUAUAUGGCUCUCUGUUGCGAGCGUGGCAGUGUUUCCUCUCCUCUGCUAACCGCCUCUCCUCACUGCACUCCUCCAUCUGCCGUGCUCUGGUGUCGGAGGACGGAGACCGCAUCCGUACAUGGCAAAAGGAGACUUUCCAUAAGAAGAUAUUUGGAGGUUUCAAAGAGUCUCAAGACUUUGAAACAGGUUUCUCACGUGCUCAGAAGCCCUGGGCCAAGAGACUGAAGAAGCUAGAGAAGGCAAGGGCAACAUUUCACAAAGCUUGCCGUAAGGAACACAUGGCUCGUGAGCGGGAGGCCCACACCCAAGGAAACCCUGACAUUGCCAUCGAGAAACAGAGGAAGAUCCAAGAGGAGACUGAGCUGGCUCAUCAGGAGACUGAGAAAGUGCGAGCCCGCUAUGAGAAGGUUCUGGAGGAAGUUACACAUUAUGCUCCUCGCUACAUGGAGGAAAUGGAGUCUAUCUUUGACCAAUCACAAGAGGAGGAAAGGAAGAGGAUAAGCUUCCUCAAACAGGCUUUCCUGUCCAUCCACAGACACUUGGAUGUCACCAAUAAUGAUAGUGUGAAAGCGGUGUAUAAUGAGCUCCACAACACUCUGAUGUCCAUCAGUGAGCAGGAAGAUUUGCGCUGGUGGAAGAACACACAUGGGCCAGGCAUGCCCACUGACUGGCCUCAGUUCCAAGAGUGGACUCCAGACAAGAAACAUAAAAAGGGAAAGAACGAGGUUGAGCAGAAAGCAGCAGUGAUGGAGAGAAGUGUAAUGAUUGGAGGGGUGAGAGUCAGAGCUCUCUAUGACUAUGUUGGACAGGAGACAGAUGAACUGUCCUUUAAAGCAGGUGAAGUGUUUUUGAAGGUCGAGGAUGAGGAUGAUCAGGGUUGGUGCAGAGGCAUGAUGGAUGGAGGGAAAGAGGGUCUUUACCCAGCUAACUACGUGGAGGUUGUGUAAAACCAUAUAUUUCUUGCAGUCCUGAUGAUAAUGCUCAUUAAGGGGAUAUUCAUCUGAGCACCUACCUGUAAAUGAAUCCAGCUCUGGGGUCCUUAAAUGCUCUGUGCUGUGCAGGUGCCAAGUUAAUGCCUGUUUCAGCCAUUUUUAUUGAAGUUUGCUUUGUUUUCUCUGAACGGGAUGACAGAGAUACUGUACAGGUUUAAAGUUGACUUUGAUGAUUGAAGUUGGUAAAGAAAAUGCUUCCAAAAGUGCUUUCACUACAAUCUUACUUGAGAACAAAUUAAUAUAAUAUUUUAUUGUGCCAUACUGUGACUUUAAAGGGAUAGCUCACCCAAAAAGGAAAAUUCUUUCAUCAUUUACUCACCCUCAUGUGUUUCCAAAUGAGUGUGACUUUCUUUCUUCCAUGGAACCCAAAAGGAGAUAUUAGGCAAAAAUAGGAAUAGAAAAUGAAGACUGCUAAUAAGGCUUAAAAAUGUAUCCAAAAAGAAUCAUGAGGAGAGGUGAUCAUUGCCACAUGUCAAAUGGUUACUGUCAAAACAUCAAAUGCCAAUUGAUAGCAAACGAGCAAAGCACUCAAUCUCCAAUGCAGAGUGUUUAAUUCAUAGGCAACAAAACAUUGAAAAGCCAACGCGUAUCGGCAGACUAGCUGCCUUCAUCAGGGCAUGAGAAAAUACAUACACCAGUGCCAUAUUUAAGUGAUACUCAAUUGGCAGCAGCGACGCCUAAAGGAUCGAUUUGCUGAACAUAAGCACGCUAUUAGAUCAACGAACAAAAUGUAUCCUAUGGCGGUACACUAUAAAGAGACAGGAGUCUUUUUGGAUUCACUCAUUACGUGCCACAGUGUAUCCGGGUAUAAAUGGUGAAUUGGAUUUAACUUCGUUUUUAUGAGUUAUUUAGGACUUAACAAGGUUUUUUGAAAAUUCAGUGGACUCAAUCUCUCUUCAUAUUGUGCAUGCUCUUCUUAUCUGGGGUAAUUAUGUGAGUUUUUUUUUGAGUGUAUGACAUUUGCUAAGUAUGUAAAUAGUGUGGUUUUUUGGAGUUUUUGUAAAUGUAUAUUGUUGUUGAUUGAUCAUUGUAUUAUGUGGAUGUUGAUAUACUCACUGUUUUGCGACUAAUUGUACUAAUUUGAAUGAUUGAUCUAUGACUGAAGCUCAUUGGCUGCUGCCAAUAAUAAGGAACUGGGGUAUGUAUAUACUCAUGCCCUGAGGAAGGCAGCUAGUCUGCCUAUGCGUGUUGGCUUUUUUAAAAAUGUUUUGUUGCCUAUGAAAUAAACACUCUGCAUUGAAGAUUGAGUGACUUGCUCUUUUGCUAUCAACUAGAGAUGGCAAUACGUUAAUCUCAGUCACCAUUUUUUUUAUAACAUCUUUUUUUUUCCUUACAUUGAAACUGUAAAUUCAGCCUAACUCCUUUUGUGUUCCACAUAAGAAUGAGUCACACAGUUUUGAAAGUAAGCAAUGACAUAAUUUUCAUUUUUGGGUGAGCUAUCCUUUUAACGAAGACAAUCAAAACAUGUAGAGAUUUUCAUUCGUUUAUGAUAUGAAUAGGUACGGAAAUCAUCUAAUAUUUAAAGAGAAUAUAAAGAGAAUGGCCUUGAUGCAUGAACCUACACAGUGCCAAAUAUUUCACUUUGAGUAUUUUAAGGACAAUGUCUCAUGCCAAAGAUUUUAGUGUUUAUUUACAUUAUAUCAAUGACAUAUUUCUAUUGAUAAGUUACAGUAUGAGUGUUACAUUAUACUGAUGCCUGAGGGCCAGAUGGUUACUGUUGUCAUCUACAGCUACACAUUUCAUGCCAAAUGUGUGUUAAUAUGAUCAUAUGCUAUGUGUAAUCUGCUUUGGAUCUGUCAUUAAGUGUCAUCUGUCUCACAUUUAACUGUAGUUGUAGUUACACUAAGGCAAUAUUAAUCAUCACCACUUUAAGGUUAUCAGACCCCACCGAGGUCUCUUCUUGUGUAUUUCUGUUGUGUAUAAGAUGUCAUACUAACCAAAGAAACUGUGUGUAUGCAAAUUAGGGUAUUAUUUGUUUGUACCAUAGUAAGAGUAAAUUACACUUGGAUCCUGGAAGUAUCUUAUGCACCAUAAUUAAUCUAUUGCAAGCAGUAUUAAAAGGGAUAAAGAUUA
Messenger RNA from Myxocyprinus asiaticus (Chinese sucker), 3586 nucleotides. Its product is annotated as protein kinase C and casein kinase substrate in neurons protein 2-like. The transcript is spliced from 10 exons. Gene Ontology annotation, biological process: cytoskeleton organization; plasma membrane tubulation; regulation of endocytosis. NCBI's taxonomy places the organism in Eukaryota, Metazoa, Chordata, Actinopteri, Cypriniformes, Catostomidae. Gene Ontology annotation, cellular component: cytoplasm; plasma membrane; endosome. The coding region runs from base 299 to 1468 and encodes 389 amino acids. Gene Ontology annotation, molecular function: phospholipid binding; protein binding. The record is from RefSeq and is a predicted model, not a curated record.